AUGCGGACACUUUGUGAUGUAUGUGAGAGUGCUGCGGCUAUUCUAUUCUGCGCUGCAGAUGAGGCCGCUCUUUGUCGUGCCUGCGACGAUAAGGUUCAUACGUGCAAUAAGCUAGCUAGUAGACAUGUGAGAGUUGGGCUUGCUGAUCCCAUUGAUGUGCCUCGUUGUGAUAUAUGUGAAAAUUCGCCUGCAUAUUUUUAUUGUGAAGUGGAUGGAAGCUCCCUUUGUUUGCAAUGUGAUAUGAUUGUACACGUUGGAGGCAAAAGAACUCAUGGAAGAUAUCUCCUGUUAAGGCAGAGAGUUCAGUUUCAAGGAAGUACAUCUGGCUGUGAAGAGGAGCUUGGUACACAACUAAUGGAUUCAGCUGAAAACAAGAGGGAAUAUACUAACUCUACCAAGCCAAUUGUUCAAGAUGAGAAGCAGAAUCUCGAAGCCUCUGCCGUUCCAAAUUUAUACUCCGGUGCUGAUAGACUUACUAAGAUGGACACUGCAAUGAUUGAUUUGAAUAUGAAGCCACAUCGACUCCAUGACCAAGCUUCAAAUAAUCAGGAAUUGUAG
Fraxinus pennsylvanica is the source of this 558-nucleotide messenger RNA. The record is from the annotation of a GenBank genome assembly. NCBI's taxonomy places the organism in Eukaryota, Viridiplantae, Streptophyta, Magnoliopsida, Lamiales, Oleaceae.